This is a messenger RNA of Conger conger (European conger), 1098 nucleotides long. RefSeq names its product glyoxalase domain containing 5 (gene glod5). NCBI's taxonomy places the organism in Eukaryota, Metazoa, Chordata, Actinopteri, Anguilliformes, Congridae. The record is from RefSeq and is a predicted model, not a curated record. The coding region runs from base 75 to 671 and encodes 198 amino acids. The transcript has 5 exons.
UCCUGAUCAUUCCGUAAACAGAAACUCCGCAAGUUGUCUCAUAGAAAACACCGCUGGAUUUCCUUCUUGUGUCAAUGGCGGCAUUUGUAUUUUGGAGAUUGGGGAGUUUUGGUGCUCGGUGGCGUGAAAUGUUUAAUAAGCCUCUGGUUUAUGCCGGCCUCGUGGGAACCCGUCUCCAUAGCUCCUGCCCGGUUCGGAUCCGUAGGCUGGACCACCUGGUUCUGACAGUAAAGAGUGUUCCAGACACCCUUGCCUUCUACUCCAAAAUCCUGGGGAUGGAGAUUGUGACUUUUAAGGGUAACCGCAAAGCUUUGGGAUUCGGACAGCAGAAGUUCAACCUGCACCAGUCAGGCCAGGAGUUUGAGCCCAAAGCACGACACCCCACCCCAGGCUCUGCUGACCUUUGUCUUAUCACAGACACACCCCUGCUGAAAGUGUCUGAGCACCUCCAGGAAACCGGAGUUCCCGGAGGAAACCCACGCAGACACGGGGAGAACAUGCAAACAGAGAGGCCCCGGCCGACGGGGAUUCGAACCCAGGACCUCCUUGCUGCAUGUGGGGUGGCAGUGGAGGAGGGGCCCGUGGAGAGAACUGGAGCUGUCGGUUCCAUUACGUCCCUGUAUUUUCGUGAUCCAGAUGACAAUCUGAUUGAAGUCUCCAACUACCAUUAGCCCUUGGGCGAGGGUGUUUAGGACUCAUGUUUCAUGACCUGUACAAAUGUUCUGUAAUAUCUACUGAAGAUCUGGCAGCAGCAUGAUGCUUUGAGGCUUAAUUUACACCUUAGACCCUUGAUGACUUAAAGCCAUUUAGCCAGCAAAUAUAUUCCAUACUGUAUCAGGAUAAUUUACAGCUGAAUCUAGUCUCACACCCCAAAAUCCAUUCAAAUGCGUUUUAGUAUUGUUUGAAUACUAAAGGACAACUAAGGACAACCUGAAAAUAAGAUGUCCAGACUUACAAUCACAGGGGCACAGACAUCAGGAAGUCACGGCAUGCAAAGAAUAUGCAAUGAAAUACAAAUCAUGACUCUUUUAUGUAAUUACUACAUGGUGAAACCAAAAUGUAUGAAAAUACCAUUUAAUAAAAACUGAGUCUGCGCUA